Messenger RNA from Closterium sp. Naga37s-1, 363 nucleotides. NCBI's taxonomy places the organism in Eukaryota, Viridiplantae, Streptophyta, Zygnematophyceae, Desmidiales, Closteriaceae. The record is from the annotation of a GenBank genome assembly.
AUGUUCGGUCAUGCCAAUCCUGGGACUGAUAGUCAUGGCAGCAGCGGGAAAGGUGAAAUGUGGUGGUGGGGAGCGGCAGAUGGCCAUCCCUCCAGCCCAGUCGAGCUUGCCGUCGUGCCGCAGAAGAAUUCGCGCUCGGACGACGCGGAGGACACGACAACGUCCUCCGCAUUCUUUGUUUUGCCUACCUCCUCAGUGCUCGCUGCUCAAAGCGAUUUGUUCCGCCUCCGCUUCUUGUCAAGCCACUCAAGCACUGGGAUUACCAUUCGUAUUAUUGACCCAACAGACGUCAGAUUACCAGCAUGUCUGGAAAGGGGGCCAAAGGACUUAUGGGCAAGGGCCCAGAGGGUCUGGACAAGCUAA